AUGGGAUCUCCAACAAAAAAGGCCACACCACAAAGGUAAGAGCUUAUCUACAGUAUAUGCACAGAAAAAGUAAUGUCUGGCUACUGUCCCACUGCAAGUUAAGUGUUGAGUCAGGUACUCACACAUAUUCGAAAGCAGAUUAGACUUAUUCUUUCAGAUAGCUCAAUUUCCUUUACAACCAUUAAUUUCCACUAAGUACUGCAGACUUGAAUUAUCAAGUUCAUACUGCAGGCUUUAAGCUAGAAAAAAUACUGACAGUACAUGAGCCAAAUCUCAAAUGUGUGUGUAUGAGAAAGCGGAUAUGUACUGAGAAGUACCCUUUCUUAUGUUUACCAUUAAAGUCUUUUUUCCUUUUCAGAGCCAAAAUUCAGACUCCUGGUAGAGAACCGGACUCCCCACUCCCUCCAAUCCAUGAACGGCUGGCAUACUUGCGGCCCUCAAGAGAGCUACUUGAGUUCUACAGAGAGAAGAUCGCUCAGUAUGAUGCAGAACAUGAGGAGCUACUCAAGAUGUUGGAGAAGCACAGAAACAUCACAGAGGACCAGGUAAGGCACAGUAUGGAUUCACUAGUGAAAUUGUACUUGAAGGGUGUAUCUGCUGUAACAUAACUUCCACCUGUCUUGGACAUCUCCCAGCACAAGCUACAGUGGGAGGUACGGCAACGUGAGGGGGAAAUUGCGGAGCUGCAAAAUGCCCUGAGUGACAUGCAGGUCUUCCUUUUCCAAGAGAGAGAACAGUCUCUGCGACUCUACGCAGAAAACGAUAGACUUAAGAUAAGGUGGGUAAGAGUUAAAUGAUGAUACCAACAAACAAGAAAGAUACCUCUUUCACAGCAGAUAAUAUUUGAAACUACAGCAUAAAGCACAAAGCUGUGGACAAUGACAAAUGACAUUUCAUCAUUUGUUCUUUCACUGGUAUACCUAAAUGAAAUGGGACUAUCGUUAAUGUUUCUGUUGGAUGUAAGGAUGUAAAAAAUGUGAUAGGUUACUGAGCUAUCAGGCGCCAGUGGUUGUACAUUCUACAUAUUAUCUUUGGUACUUUUGUUGUUUACCAUCACUUGCAUACAUAAAGUUAUCUGAUCAUUUGCUCAUUGUUGUUCAGAGAGUUAGAGGACAGGAAGAAAAUCCAGCACCUUCUUGCCCUGGUGGGUCCUGAUGCAGGAGAAAUCACAUAUUUCCACCGGGAGCCUCCUCAUAAGGUACACAUGUUCACGUCACUUCAUUGCUGCAACGUUUCCAACACAUCUGACACUUAAGUUAGGCUUUAAGUGAUGUUGAGUAUUUUAAAAAUGUGAGAAGUUUGCAAUUAAAAUACAUUUUAUUUUGUGCCUUUAUGAAUUUAGUCUGAUAAAUUUAUUCCAGGUCACUGUCGCUCAAAGGAAUGCAGAGUCAGGAUCAGAGGAAAAUCUAAAUCUCAGGCCGACAAAGUUCAGACCUGCAGCUGCCAGGAAAGGUUUGAAACCUACUUUUGCAAAUGACUUUUCAUCUUUAGAUCUACUACAUAUUUUUCAAUCAGACCAACAUUGCUGAGAUGGACAAAUCUGUUAAAUUGACUUGAACAGAAUAAGAUCAUGGUUAAGAAAAAUUACAGAAUAAUUAUGAAUUGGAGUUUCUUUGGGGGUUUGGAGGUGAGCUUUUUGUUGGUAAUCCAAAGAAUAAUAGGCAUGUAUCCAUUGUUUAAUUCUCAUCUUACUUGCAGAGGGCAGCAGGAGAACAAAAUCAGCAGCUGGGGCAAAUGACGAGAACCUUGAACAGUACAGGAGUGAUAACCAGACAUUGUUACUACAGGUACGUAAAGAUCUUACCUCUUCUCCUUUUACACGUAGACAAUAAUAGUCCCCAAGAAAUACAUCGACACAACACCUCUCGAUACUAAUAUUAAUAUUAAUCGUGUUUACAGUGAGGGAACGCAAUUUUAAUCUGUUUUGGUGAUGAGUGCACCAGUCUCUAUAAUUUGUGGCUAAUGUUUCUAGGUGGAGGCUCUGCAGGCUCAGAUGGAAGAGCAAACUCGCCUUGCUAAAGAGCAGGUGGAGUCUCUACAGGAGGAUCGGCGGAUUAAAACAGAGGAGGCUCAGGCACAACAGCAGAGAGAUAAAGAGAGAAUAGCGGCUCUGAAUGACAAGUGGGUCUGCUUUAGAAGUUGUUUUCUGACACUUUGGAAAAAUGUAACACUUUUGAUGUCAAGCUCUCCCUUCCUCAAACAUUUGUCACCACAGGCUACAGCAAACCCAGAACCUGUUGCAUGAAAGCACCAAAGAUUAUUUACAGCUAAAAUUUGAAACAAGAGCUCACGAGAAGAGCUGGAUGGUGGAGAAAGACCGGCUGCUGAGGGAGCUCGACUCAUGCCAUAACCGUCUGAGGAAGGGGGGGUCUGCUGUUGGUGCAGAAGUGGGGCGUGCACCACACCCCAGCAGUAGUGCGACCCUUUUACUCUCCAGACCUCAGCCAGAGUUACAGCAGAUUCAAAAAGAGCAGACAAAGGUAAUGUGUAAAAAUAGUAGUAGUAUAAUAGAAGUUGUAGAAGAGAAUAACAGUUAAGUGUAUAUCAACAUCCAAACAAUUUUUUUUUCCUGCUACAAGUUUUUCACAAACAUCUUUUACAAUCAUAUGUUCAAUAAGGCGCUGCAGGAGGACCUGAAGCAAGCCCACCGUCUUGCUGAGAUGUACAGAGAGCAGUGUAUUACACUGGAGACAGAACUGGCCCAAAUCAGAGAAGAAGGGGAUGUUGGCAGAGAAAUAUUUAAGGUACCAUAGAAGGUCCUCUUAUGCAAGGGUUCUAUUUCACUGUGGCCCCAAAUUUGUAGUGUCUAUGAUUUUCUGACUAACUCUGUUUUUCAAUGCAGGAUCGUUCAGACAAAAUGGCCAAGCGUUUGCAGCUGAUGACUCAGCGGUAUGAAGCCCUGGAAAAGAGAAGGGUCAUGGAGGUGGAGGGCUUCAAAACAGACCUGAAGCACCUGAGACAGAAAUUCAAAGAUGUUGAAAAACAACUCCUCAAGGUAGGGAGAUUUCUGAAAACCAUCUGGAAUCCUUUUUUUUCCAUAUGUCAAUCUUUAGAAAGCAUUCUCUAUUUCAACACAACAAGCCUGUUUUAAUACAGUGUGUAUUACCAUAAAUAUUUUAAGCCUUGGUGUUUUGGAUAUCCUCUGCUGUAGGUUACUCUGAAUGUUGGGCCCAACCAGGAUUUAGCUAUCCUGCAUGAGGUCCGUCAAACCAACACCAGGACAAAGAAGGUCCAGAAUGAGCUGAUGACACUGAAAGCAAAGAUCUAUGGACUGGAAAAUGAGCUGAGAUUUAGCUGA
Xyrichtys novacula (pearly razorfish) is the source of this 3298-nucleotide messenger RNA. Lineage: Eukaryota; Metazoa; Chordata; Actinopteri; Labriformes; Labridae. The record is from the annotation of a GenBank genome assembly.